Molecule: messenger RNA, 2783 nt
Organism: Aureobasidium musti
Lineage: Eukaryota; Fungi; Ascomycota; Dothideomycetes; Dothideales; Saccotheciaceae
Source: the annotation of a GenBank genome assembly
AUUUGACAUGUAUGUCUUGGCUUCUAAUUCUUCUCUCGACAUUUGUUGUUAUCAUCUCUAGACACGCAUCUACACACAUCUGCAGAAUUUUGGCUGGACCCCAAACAAUCGCCAUGGCUGCCGCAAGAGAAUUGGAGGACUACCUCCAAUCCGGGAGGUACAAAGAUGGAUUGAGCAAGUGCAACAAGCUGUUGAAAAAGUCUCCUGCGAACAAUCAGCUUCUGUACUUCAAGGCAAACUUUCUGUUCAGCAUGAUGCAACUGGAUGAGGGCAAUCAGAUUCUGGAUCAGCUUUGUAGUAGGAACCCUCCUAUCGUGGAUCUUAAUCUGAUUUCGGAUGUGGAUGAGUUGGCUACAAUGGCUGUGAUGGAUGAUUAUCCACGUCCUCUGAGCAAUGGUCCACGUGCUGGCAAAUUAUGGACGAAUGCGACGAAUGCUGCAGGCAAGAAUGGUGUGAUCGCUAUCAACCAGAAGAGAUUCACAAUCGCUGUAAGCGAGCAAAGAUGGCAGGAUGCCGCUACGAAGGCCGACCCUGCUAAUAAAAAGUACAAACUCGCUCAUAUCGCCAUUCAACAACUUCUCAGUGAGGCAGACAAGGACGAAAAGGUGGCUGGCAUGAACCGCAUUCUUGCUUUCCGAACUUUGAAGCAACUACCCGUUGAAGAUUCUGCACAAUUGAGACUUAUGAUGAACCUCUACCGAAGACAGGGUCAGAAGAAAGACAUGAUUGAAGUGCUGGACUCAUUCAAGGACAAGACAGACGACAAAUUGGCCAAGCAGAUCAUGACCGAUUGGCCUUUUACCAGAGAGAAGAUUCAACUGUAUAUCGCAGAGUCUCGUUGGCAGGAACUUUUCGACCUAUGCUCUUCUUUGCUUGGGAAAAGCUCUGUGGAAGGUGCAUUGAGAGUCAGAGACGAUUGGGUCGUUUGGGAUGGUCUGGUGAAGGCUGCUUCCAAGCUCGGGAAGGAAGAUGCCAUACCUACCAUUGACGAGAAAGACGACUGGAGAAUCAAGCGACUACAGAUGAUGGCCAAGGUACAGGCUACUGCUCUCUCAGAAGCAGAGACAGAUACAGACGUAAAGUCCCAAAAGACAUUGCAGUCUGCAAAGGAAUUUUUCACCGAGUGGCAGUCAUACCCAUUCUGCUAUGGCGAUAUCAAGGAAUUUGUGGAUGGCCUGUCAAAUGAAGCUCAGCAAAAUUUCUUGAAACACGUUUCUGAGUCAUCACUGAAGCUAUCAAGUCCUGACGACAAGAAGUCAGCGAAGGAGAAACCAGGGNNUUCGGAUCUACUAACUGCUGAGAUCAACUCAUUGAAGUUCAACUACCGUAUUAACAUCGGAGUUGCGAAACCAGAGGCAGAGGUUAUUAAAAACUUUGCUUGCGAGUGUAUCCGACUCAUGGAGACCAGCUCUCAGAAAAAGUUGCGCCUGUCAGAUGCUUGCUACUUGGCUGUUGCAGCGCUCAUUCGACUUUACGAACUCGAGCAGGACAUCACGUAUCUCUUCCAAGCAGCAUAUCUCCUCGAGACUGGACCUGUCACUGAGGAUGCACACCCUGGUAAAGUUUUGCUCGUAUAUCUCGAAACUGAACUCGGCCUACACUCUCUGGCUAUGAAACAGUAUGCCAGUCUGCGUGUUAGGGAAAUCCAGCAAGAGACUAUUGCCCACUCUCUCUUGACUAGGGUAUCUAUCAAUCAUCCUUUCGCACUUGACCAAAGAGGUGAGGCAUCAGUCGAUCCCUACGAGAUUAUCGACAACGCCUUAGACAUGUUUUUUGCCACCGACAAGAAACUCGCACACUCUCAGUCGUCACUUAUGAAGCAAGGACAAUGCGAUCUGGUUCUCGAACUGCAAGAGCUGCGCGAUACUCUUGAGCACAGCUUUACCAGGCGCAUGCUCAUUCUUGAGCAAUGCAGAAUGGCUCGCUUGACAGACAAUCCCUUCCAUCCUCGCACUCCCGAUAUCCGCCCAAGCGUUCUAGAGUACUGGACUCAGAACCUUAAGGAUAGCAGAGAUUACGCGGAAACUUUCAACCUUGACGGUUUCGGAACCGAAAGCACUCCUGAGCGCAGAUUACACAGCGGAGGCAAGAUUCCUAACGUUAAUUGGAUCUCACAGGCUAUCGUUAGCGAAGAUGUGUGGGCUUUGCUUUCUAACAGGCCUACAGUCUGCUCUAAGCCAAGCAAUGUAACAGAAGAGGAAGCUGCUGCAUUCACAGAGGCAGGCAGUAAUGAGCUUACACCGACAGAAAAGUCUCUUGCAAAGCCAUGGGCACAACUACUUCAAGCAACAAAGUCGCUUCUGGGCACUAACGAGACCAAGCCUGAUGCUGGUCUGCUCGACCGUUUGGCCACAUCCAUUCAGCAGCUAUCCACAUCAGACAUUCUUGGCAUGCAGAAGUCAUCUGGCUUGCCCCCAUCAAGCUACACGCUGCAGCCCUAUUUCCUGCUACUUGAUCUGAUCCGCAGUGCUGCGUUCUUCUGCAACGUCGCAACCGAGGUAGAGAAGAAGAAGCGUCAAGGCAACCGCCUGCCACCACAGCCCAUCCAGCGUAUUCGUGAUGCUGUGGCCAAGCANCUUGCAGCUCUGCAGACACUCGCACGUGAACAGAAAGCCAAGAUUGACGGAAGGGAUAUGGUACAAGCAUUGCGCGAGGGAGCGACUGGUGAUGCUAUGGCUGAGGCUCAGUUCUUGAGCCAGGGUAUCAGAGCAUUUGCUACCAAGGCUGAGGCAAGUGCUCUAGAUGCUUGGGAAGGAGUGUUGAAGGUCAGAUUAGGGCUCAAA